Messenger RNA from Thlaspi arvense, 563 nucleotides. The record is from the annotation of a GenBank genome assembly. Lineage: Eukaryota; Viridiplantae; Streptophyta; Magnoliopsida; Brassicales; Brassicaceae.
UUUUAAAGUAGUUUUAAACUAAGGUUAAUUAAAACAUUUUGCGUAUAUAAAAGGAGAGGGUGACGAGAGGUAUAGUUGAAUAGAGAGGAAAGAGAGAGAGAAGGAGAAUUAGAGAGGAUGGGUUAUUGUUCUGCAAUUCGGCUGUGUUUAUGCAUCUUCUUUGCACUUUCGAUCGUCUCUUCGGGUCGUCUCAGUUUUUCAUUUUCAGAAAAUGAAAAGAUGGUGGCAAGAGGUAGAUCAUUAAUGAUGGUGAGCACCGAUGACUACGGCGAGCCAGCGGCCAACGCCAGACACAACCCACCAGGUGGGAGGCAUGGAGGAGGUCGGAGAGGGUGAGAGAUAAAAACAAAAUGUUUUCUUAUUGUUAAAGAAAAAACAAGUAAAAAUGUUUUGAGAUAUAUAUAAUAUUUUAAUUUUCCUCAUUUUCUUUUGGCACUGUCGCCUCUUUCAUAUGCUGAACAAUAAAACCAUCGGAAAACAAUAUGUACUGAUAAAUAAACAGAUAAUGAACACCUAGACUUGUAACUGUUGAUCUCAAUGACAAUGAAAUGGUAAAAUUAUCA